Leucoraja erinaceus (little skate) is the source of this 1040-nucleotide messenger RNA. RefSeq names its product nudix (nucleoside diphosphate linked moiety X)-type motif 22 (gene nudt22). The record is from RefSeq and is a predicted model, not a curated record. The transcript is spliced from 6 exons. Lineage: Eukaryota; Metazoa; Chordata; Chondrichthyes; Rajiformes; Rajidae. Bases 155 to 1027 code for a protein of 290 amino acids. Gene Ontology annotation, molecular function: GDP-mannose hydrolase activity.
ACACAGCCGGCUCCGGUGACCAAAGAUCUUUGCUUUGCAUUGGCCCACAGGACCGCAAUAGAUCCUGGCGUUGAGUUGCGGUGGUGGACUCGUCAAUUGAAAGCGAAGAUAGGCAGCCAGAGAAUAGGUGUAACUAACGCAGUGUCGGUCAGUGAUGGACCCAGACAUCACCCUCCUGCUCCAGUGUCCAGAGCCCGGCGGCUGGAGCCAGGACCGGGUCCAAGCCGAGCUUUCGCCCGACAACAACCGGCGCCCGCUGCCGAAACACGAGCCGACCAUCGCCGCGGCGUGGGACAGCCGCCGGCGGGACAAGCCCUGGCUCUUCAACGGGGCCAAGUUCCGCUUCCACUCGGCCCGUCGACGGGGCGAGCUGCUGGCCCUCCGGCUGGGCCUCACCUGCUACCGGGACUACCUGGGCACCAACUGGUCACCCGAGGCGCCGGCUCUGCAGCGGCGCGGCCUGGAGGAUCUCGGCGAUAGCCAGGCCUACAUGGCUGACCCACUGGGGGUCGGGGCCAUGAUGUUCACCGCUGAUCACAGCUUCGUCUUCCUCAGGAGGAGCCAGGAGGUGGCAGAGGCUGCCGGGCAAGUGGACAUCCCCGGCGGGCACCCAGAACCCAAGGAAGCAGUGCGGGACGUGCCUGAGGAAUCCAUUCGCCUGGAUCACCUGUCACCAGAGCUGGUCGUCCGGGAACUGUUUGCCUCCAUUCUGGGGGAGAUUCGCGAUGAGGUUAAUAUCCCCUUGGAGAGUUUGAGCAGUCCCCUGCUGCUGGGAAUAGUCCGGAAUAACCGGAGCGCUGGGAGGGCCAGUGCCGAGUUUUACGUCAGGUGUGGACUGACCUCGGAGCAGGUGAGGGAGCGUUACCUCCUCGGUGGAGCUGAGGCACACGAGUCUACCAAUAUCAUCUUCAUCAGCCAACAGGACGUCCUGAAGAUGGAGGAGGCCUCCGACAUGUGGCACGAGUUGUGUCCCUCGGCAAAGGGGGCUGUCAAACUGUACUCGCUCGCCCACCCGAACCUCGACUGAACCCCCCUCCCCC